CCCUGCUCAAAACUCUGUUGCUUUUUGUUGUUCUUCCCGCUGCGCCGGUUAAAUUGUUUAUAUUUAAUUGUUUAAACGCCUUCCGAUCGCACAGAAUCAUGGCCAGCAACGAACCGGGUGGCGGAAACCUGAUGGACGAGUUCGAGGAGGCCUUCCAGUCGUGCCUGCUGACGCUGACCAAGCAGGAGCCGAAUUCGGGGACGAACAAGGAGGAGAUCGAACUGGAGGUUCAGAAGACCACCAAUCGCUUCAUAGACGUGGCCCGCCAAAUGGAGGCGUUCUUCCUGCAGAAGCGCUUCCUCGUCUCCACGCUGAAGCCCUACAUGCUGAUCAAGGACGAGAACCAGGACCUCAGCAUCGAGAUCCAGCGCAAGGAGGCGCUGCUCCAGAAGCACUACAAUCGCCUGGAGGAGUGGAAGGCCUGCCUCUCAGACAUCCAGCAGGGCGUCCACAGUCGCCCCACUCCGCCCAUUGGCGCUGGGAUGCUCCAAGGACCCGGCGGCGGCGUGGGAAUGCCACCCAUGGUGGGAGGAGCACCUCCUCGUCCAGGAAUGAUGCCCGGCAUGCCACCGGGAGCGAUGCAACCCGGCGGACCCAUGCAACCGAGUCCACAGCACAUGCUGCAGGCCCAGCAGAUGCAGCAGCUACGCAUGAUGGGCAGGCAGAUGCCCCCAAAAUAAUCUAAUCCUUGGAUAGACUCCUUUUAGCUUGUAAUUUUUUAUAGAACUUAGUCUACUUGUAUCUCUCGUCUAGUUCAAUAAACCGAUUAUAUAUCCCGGAUUUUAUUCGAAAUCUGGGUCAUUCCAA
This is a messenger RNA of Drosophila takahashii, 807 nucleotides long. RefSeq names its product mediator complex subunit 28 (gene MED28). The record is from RefSeq and is a predicted model, not a curated record. Gene Ontology annotation, cellular component: mediator complex. Lineage: Eukaryota; Metazoa; Arthropoda; Insecta; Diptera; Drosophilidae.